AUGAAGCAUAUUUCCCUUGAAAUAUAUAUCUCUGGUAGCUUCCGCCCCCGCCAAAAUGGGUUCGAUAGAUUAUCGCUAAAGCUCACAAUGCUCCACAAGUUGCCGUUGGAACAGCUCUCCACUGUGUUUUCCUUCUGCGACGCGCGUUCGGUCGUGGCUCUGAGUCUGGUAUCUCCGUACCUGCGAUCCUGUGUCCAGUCCAACAGAAUUGUGUAUGAACACGCCCUCAACGACAUUUUUUUCGGUCUGACAAAUUCAACAGGCUCUAGAAACAUGUCGGUGGCUCAAUCGCUCAACUUCAUCGCCUCGCUAGGCCACCAAGUCGACAUUGAGCAAGAAGUCAACCUGCUGGCAGCAGAAAAGAUAUCCAAAACCACGAUAGCGCCGUUCCACAACGAUUACGAACUGCACAACAACGUGCUGGUCAACCCAACCGCCACCCUCGACAACUCCUUGUACAAUUUCACCAACCCCAUCACCCAAAAUGACGACUGUCUCACCUGGCUUGUCAAGGACUACCACUAUGUAACCCUUUACGAAAUGAGUCUCCGCGACGGCUUCCUGCGGGUCAAGCACCGAGAAAACAUGGAAAACAUGAUUGACUACAGUGGAACUUCAGUCAGCAGAAGUUCGCAGAUGCAAAUCGGAAGAGGUCACCUGGGCCACUACUACGCCACCAACGAUACCCAGAUUUUCCAGGACCAACUGUGGAUCCGGAAAAAAGAGAACCACGUCAUCAAGUCCAUCAUGUUACCGAUCGGAUACAAUUUGCCCGGUGUGGGGGUUCAGAAGCUGCAGUCCAGAGUCAACAGUCGGUACAGUUACUGCCGCCUGGACUCCAAGGAUGACUCAGCAUGGUUUCUGCUUGACUGGAAUCAGGCCAAGUCUUUUCUGCUAUUCAAAACCGACAAAUACAGCGAUAAGAUUGAUCUACAUGCCUGUGCGGAAACAGGAUGUGUGUUUAUCACCUCAAACACCUCCCUGAACACCCUGAAGCUGUUCCCACGAAUUUCUGAGCGCGAAAUUACUUGGUAUACAGCCCAGACCAACGAUCUACCAAAGUCAUACCUGUCUCUACAAUACGGAUGUGUGGUUAGAGAAGGAGCUGAGGUGACGUAUCUCAAACAUAAGGGGAGUAUCUUGUUGGUGGGACAGGUAGAGGGAACUACACAGUGCUGGAAGUUCACCCGUCCGUUUCUCUCCAAGCUAGAUGCCUACGUCAAGAGAUGUCUGCCUGUAUGGAAAGCAGAUAGUGAAGAAUGGAGAGACUGGAAGAUGGAUCUCAGUGGAUACUUUUAUCCCCAACGAAGGAGAACGAGAUAG
Molecule: messenger RNA, 1323 nt
Organism: Yarrowia lipolytica CLIB122
Lineage: Eukaryota; Fungi; Ascomycota; Dipodascomycetes; Dipodascales
Molecular function (GO): protein binding
Source: RefSeq, a predicted model, not a curated record